AUGCGGGGCCCGGCGCUGCCGCUCGCCCGCCGCGCUGGGGCCGCCUUGGGGCCGGGCCGGGCCGGGCAGGACCUGGGGCAGCUGGGAAAGGAAACGAAAGGGAAGCUCCAGAAGCGGAUCUGUCAGGUGGUUCUGGAGCACUUUGAGAAGCAGUACACGGCAGAACUGGGGGAUGCAUGGAGCAGUGUCAGGGAUGUGCUGACCUCUCCGUGGUGCUGGCAGCACGCCCUGCUGCUGAACAGGUUCAGCCAGAGCCCUGGCCUGGAGAGCAGCCUGGCUGAGCAGGGAUACCAGCCUGCCUUCCCAGCAGCUCUGCCCUACCUCCCAGCAGCCUUCAGGUGCUACACCAGGACAGCCCCUGGCAGAUUCCCUGCCCAGAAACACCAGCCUGGCAGGCUGAAGGACUAUUACCUGCUCAAUGCUGCCUCGCUGCUGCCCGUGCUGGCCCUGGAGGUGGAGGAUGGAGAAGAUGUUCUGGAUCUCUGUGCUGCACCAGGGGGCAAAUCUGUAGCUAUCCUGCAGUGUGCCUGUCCAGGUCAUUUUCACUGUAAUGAAUAUGAUGAUUUGAGGUCAAGGUGGUUGGAGCAGACAAUAGAAUCCUUCAUCCCAGAUCCUUUGAUUAACUUGAUAAGGGUCUCCAAACUGGAUGGUAGACAGAUUGGAGAUCUUCAGCCUGAAUUGUAUGACAAGGUACUGGUUGAUGCUCCCUGUUCAAAUGACAGAAGUUGGCUCUUCUCUGCUGACCCUCAGCAAGCUGUGCUCAGGCUCAUGCAAAGGAAAAACUUGUCUUCCCUGCAAUUCCAGCUUCUAAGGUCUGCUGUUAAAGCCCUGCGUCCUGGUGGGACCUUGGUCUAUUCCACGUGCACCCUCUCCAAGGCAGAAAACAGUGAUGUGAUCAGUCUCAUCCUGAACUCGUGCAGGAAUGUGAUGCCUGUGGAUAUAAGUGGGAUGGCCAGAGGUGUUUCCCAGGAGUUCACUUUUCUCAGUGGAAUGCAGCAGCACGAGCUGCUGGUUCUCCCAGAGAGAGGCAGAGCCUGGGGUCCCAUGUACGUGGCUAAACUGAAGAAAGUGUCCUCCACCUGAUGCCUGUUGGUUGUUUAUAAGC
Molecule: messenger RNA, 1105 nt
Organism: Cinclus cinclus
Lineage: Eukaryota; Metazoa; Chordata; Aves; Passeriformes; Cinclidae
Gene: NSUN3
Product: NOP2/Sun RNA methyltransferase 3
Exons: 6
Coding region: 1-1083 (360 amino acids)
Biological process (GO): rRNA methylation
Cellular component (GO): mitochondrial large ribosomal subunit
Molecular function (GO): methyltransferase activity
Source: RefSeq, a predicted model, not a curated record